Molecule: messenger RNA, 522 nt
Organism: Brassica napus (rape)
Lineage: Eukaryota; Viridiplantae; Streptophyta; Magnoliopsida; Brassicales; Brassicaceae
Exons: 1
Coding region: 1-522 (173 amino acids)
Source: RefSeq, a predicted model, not a curated record
AUGAUGAAAGACAAUGCUCAUCCUUCUCCCUUUAAACUGAAACUUGACCAUCAACUCGAACAUCGACAAGAAGCAGAAGAGUUCACUAUCGAUGCUAAUGUCAAGAUUAUCCGACAAGGGUCUCUUUUACAGGAUGUCUGCUUCUCCUCCACUGUCGACAAUUUCAUAUUUGAAGACGAAGAUUGUCCGGAGAAAGUAGAACUCUACGAGCUAUUUAUCGACGCUGGAAUAGUCGAGUUCGAUGCUCAGUUUAUGCUUAUUGACAUGAUUUUGUACGUUUCUGAAAAAACAAAGUCGCUUGAUGACGAUUACAAAGGAGUUUUAACGUUGACGGUUGAAGUCACGUUACCACCGGAACCGGUCGAGCUUAACUAUGCCGGUUCGGAGCAAACUCAAUCCCACGAAGCAAUUGCGACGAAGACGGUCGAGCAAUGGUUGAAACCAAAUCAUAAAAUACAAAAAACCGUGUACAAAAUUGGGGCUGAUGGUGUUUCAUUAGUCCGAAUCGCACAAGGUAGCUAG